UGCUGUUGUGCGGCCCGCCACACGUGGAGUCUUCUGCACUUGGCGACGCCCACGUCGACAGUACCAGUUUCAGCGAUGGCCAUGAACGGGGGGUCGGGACGUGACACACUGAGCAAGGUAGAGAGGACGGCGGUGGCAGCGGCCGUGAACGCCAUCCUCUUCCAGUGUCAAUUGCAGAGAAGCGAGAGGAAGAUGAGAGCGGCCAUUCGCGCACGGUGGAAGAGGACGCUGCAGUCCACGAAUGUGGAGGGAGAGGACAGUGGUGCCAUUUGCGAUGCCGUGCUGCAGGUGUGCUACGCCAUGGGGUGUGGAGCAUUCCCCAGAGCGACGCCCAGGAGGUGGAUGAAGCGACGGAUAGGCGGGACGUGGGAGGAUCUUCGUCAAUGCGACGACGCGACGGCGAACUACUUCAAGGACAAGUUGCGCAUGUCGCCACGUGUGUUCCGAGAGAUCACGGAAGCUUUGUCUCCCUUCCUUGAACGGCGUGUCACUUUCUAUAGGGAGCCCCUCCAGCCUGACCACAUUGUCGCGUACGCUUUGUACAGGUGGGCGUCGGGGGAGACGUACGAGAGCGGGACAUGCAGCUUCGACAUUGGCAGAUCUUCCGGGGUGGUGGCUGUGCGGGAUGUAACUGCGGCGUUGCUGAGUGCGUACCCCGACAAGAUAUCCUGGCCAACGGGGCUGCAGAAGGCGGUCGCCUUGCACGCUUUCGCUGACAAGGGUUUCCCUAACUGCCAUGGGUGCAUUGACUGCACCCACAUCUUCAUCGACACGCCAUCGAAUUGCCCCGGGGAGGACUACUACGAUAGAAAACGCCGUUUCUCUGUCCAGGCGCAGGUCGUCGUCGAUUUGAACUUGCGCGUGCUGGAUGUGUUCGUCGGUUAUCCGAGAAGUUGCCACGACGUCAGAAUCGUCCACCUGUCCAGUUUAUGGCCACGCGCGGAGGCAAGGGAGCUUUUCACUGGGCCACCUGUUAUGCUGCCUUUCGGUGUGCGGAUGAACGACUAUCUGCUGGGGGACAACGGUUAUCCGCCCUUCGAAUGGGUAGUCGUUCCCUAUGGCGGUCUCUCACAAACCCCGUCGGAGUUGCGCUUCGACAACAAGCAGAAGACGGCGAGGGGAGCAGUUGAGAGGGCUUUCGGCAGACUUAAGGGGAUGUGGAGGUUGUUCCUUCGCUCCCACAAGAUGAACAUGGAGAUGUUUCCACAACAGUUCAUCGCCGUCUGCAUUCUGCACAACAUACUUAUCGACGCGGGCAUCCCCUUCGACGACAAUCUAUUGUGGGAGGUCAGGCCGGACGGUGUGCGUCGCAGGGUGGAUCUUGGGAUGCAACGGGCCUUGAGGCCGAUGUGUAUGGAAUCGUCAACGGGGGAUGCGCUCAUUCUGCGGGACGCACUAGCGGAGAGAAUGGGUGUGUAGUGAACACGGCCGGGCGUGCGGAGCAG
Chara braunii is the source of this 1445-nucleotide messenger RNA. The record is from the annotation of a GenBank genome assembly. NCBI's taxonomy places the organism in Eukaryota, Viridiplantae, Streptophyta, Charophyceae, Charales, Characeae.